AUGGCUGACCACAGAAAACAAUAUUCAUAUAUGGUUUGUUUCUCCAUUGAUCCAGUGAAAUUUGGGUUUUCUUGUCACAGUUUACCUGAUCAACAGAAAUUUCAAGGAUUAAAUGCAUUUAACAACUAUUUUGAUAUGUUAGCACCAAAUACAAAUGCGAAAACCAUUCCUGACAUGUGGGAUGGUUAUUAUAGAAUUACAUUAGCUCAAUUUGGAAGUAGCCUUGAACCAGAACAACUGAAAAAGCAGUUUGAAUCAUUCCGUCCUACAAUUAGUAAUGUUAGGAUACAAGAGCCGUUGUUUAAAACCCAAAAAAUAGGCUGUGCUACUCAUCAUUUUCGAUUUGAUCAGAACUUUGCGAAUAAACCUAUCGCAUUAUUCAUGAGUUGCCCAUCCAACUUUAAAUUUGAUACCACUCUCAAAGAGAUUAAAGAUCGAAUCAAUGAUCGUAAAUGGCGUGGAAUACCGAACGACUCACUCCAUAUGAAUAUUCGACUAUAUUCAGAUGCUCAAUGGACUUGGGAAAAAAUCGAGCAAUAUGAUAUUCCUGCAAAAGUGAUCGAACACCCUAUCGAAGUGUAUCAUGCAACGUUGGAAAUUAUUCCAAGUCGAAAAACAUGUAAAGCUGUAUAUAGAAAAAAUUCAAGCAAUUCAUGGUGGGAGGGUGCUACUCAAUUGGAUGAAAGUUGUUCUUAUUGUGGAUAUUAUCCACAGGGAAACAAAUGGGAAGGAACGGAUUAUUCAAAUGAACUUGAUACUUUAUCAUCGAAGUUCGAUAAUAAACUUCGUAUAUGA
Adineta steineri is the source of this 795-nucleotide messenger RNA. NCBI's taxonomy places the organism in Eukaryota, Metazoa, Rotifera, Eurotatoria, Adinetida, Adinetidae. The record is from the annotation of a GenBank genome assembly.